CUCAAUGGAGCAUAUAUUGUACCUCCAGAGUGAUGCAGCAGGUCUGAAAAUCCAAAAAGAGAAAGAGAAGAGUGGGCUGCCCUCCUCUACACAGCCUAGUCAUGCUUGGGCCAGUCACAUUCAGGAACGUGGGCAUUACCAGGAGCAUGGCAAAUCUGGACCCAAACACCACUCUGAAGUUUUAACUAAUAAAAACAGUUCUCACAUUGAGCAAGACAUGGAUCAUGUCUAUUACACUUCCAAAAUCUACCAGCCUGCAGAUACAGCAGGCAAGGAUUUAUGGGUAAAUUUUAAACAGAUGGACAAAGGAAAGGUUCAUGGAGUCCUUUCCAAUACCCACCGACAAGCUUUGACAGUGAACUUGUCCUUUGCUUUUCCUUAUUAUGGACAUUUACUGACAGAGAUAACAGUGACUACUGGUGGUUUUCUCUACACAGGAGGCGUGAUCCAUAAGAUGUUGACAGCCACUCAGUACAUUGCUCCACUUAUGGCUAACUUUGACCCAAGCAUUUCCUCAAAUUCCACCAUCAUUUACUUUGAUAAUGGAACAGCUCUUAUUGUGCAAUGGGACCAUGUUUACCUCCAUGAUGACCCACAUUUAGGCAGUUUCACGUUCCAGGCUUCGUUGCACAGUGAUGGCAGGAUCACCUUUGCUUACAAAGAGAUACCUGUUGAUGUUAAUAAGCUCAGGUCAGAGAAUCACCCAGUGAAAGUUGGUCUUUCUGAUGCAUUUGUGGUUCUUCAUAAAAUUCAGCAGAUUCCAGAUACAGAUAUCCGAAGAAGAACAAUAUAUGAGUACCAUCGAGUUGAGCUGUUGAAAUCUAAAAUUACCAACUCCACUGUCAUUGAGUUUCUGCCUCUCCCAACCUGCCUACAGUUCUCCAGCUGUGAUAGCUGUGGUACAGCUCACAUUGGCUUCAACUGUAGCUGGUGCAGCCGCAUAAGAAGAUGCUCCAGUGGCUUUGACCGAAAUCGCCAGGAUUGGGUGGACAGUGGUUGUUUGGAGGAGUUAAAGAAGCAGAGCUGCAGUGAAACAGUCAACUCACAUGCUGUAAGCACUGGGCCCACAAUCAAUAACACAGCAGCAUCUACAGGCACGUCCCAGCCUGAGAGUGUUAACAGCACUGCAUCAUCCACAAAUACUGAUUCCACCUCCAUCUCUGUUGAGGAAGACACAAAGAUUGCACUUCCUUUGACUGAAGAUAGAUGUAAGUGUCUUUUUGUUUUUAUCCUCCUAAAACAUUGUUGUAUAAAAACACCUAAUCUUUAA
Silurus meridionalis is the source of this 1270-nucleotide messenger RNA. It is a transcript of the gene plxdc2a, whose product is annotated as plexin domain containing 2a. NCBI's taxonomy places the organism in Eukaryota, Metazoa, Chordata, Actinopteri, Siluriformes, Siluridae. Bases 5 to 1270 code for a protein of 421 amino acids. The transcript is spliced from 12 exons. The record is from RefSeq and is a predicted model, not a curated record.